AUGUGCAAUAAUUCUGUAGAGGGAUACGGAAUCAUCCAGCAAAUAAGACAUAAUAAUACAACAAGUCUUAAUAUUGAAGAGAAGGAUAUAUCAAACGAAGCAGCCAAAGCAAUUGCAGCAGAAUUGAAAAUAAAUUUAGCGUUAAAAAGCCUUAGUAUCAUACGGAGUAUAUCGGACCAAGGGGUCAAAGCAAUUGCCGAAGCACUGCAAGUAAAUUCAACAUUAACAAGUCUCAAUAUUGCAAGCAACAGUAUACGGGAAGAGGGUGCUAAAGCCAUUGCAGAAGCAUUGAAAAUAAAUUCAACAUUAACAAGUCUCAAUAUUGCAAACAGCGGUAUAUCGGAAGAGGGCGCUAAAGCAAUUGGAGAAGCACUGAAAAUAAAUACAACGUUAAGAAGUCUUGACAUUGCACAUAACGCCAUACAAGAAGGGGUUAAAGCAAUUGCAGAAGCGUUGAAAAUAAAUUCAACAUUAACAACUCUUCAUAUUGCAAGCAGCCUUAUAUCGGACCAAGGGGUCAAAGCAAUUGGAGAAGCACUAAAAAUAAAUUCAACAUUAACAAGUCUCAAUAUUGCAAGCAACAGUAUAUGGGAAGAGGGUGCUAACGCCAUUGCAGAAGCAUUGAAAACAAAUUCAACAUUAACAGCUCUCCAUAUUCCAAGCACCGUUAUAUCGGACCAAGGAGUCAAAGCUUUUGCAAAAGCACUAAAAAUAAAUUCAACAUUAACAAGUCUCAAUAUUGCACACAACAGUAUGUCGCAAGAAGGUGCUAAAGCCAUUGCAGAAGCACUGGAAAUAAAUUCAACAUUAACAACUCUCCAUAUUGGAAACAACCGUAUAUGGCAAGAGGGCGGCAAAUCUGUUGCAAAAGCACUAAAAAUAAAUUCAACAUUAACAAGUCUCAAUAUUGCAAACAGCAGUAUAUCAGAAGAGGGCGCUAAAGCCAUUGCAGAAGCACUGAAAAUAAAUUCAACAUUAACAAGUCUCAAUAUUGCAAAUAGCAGCAUAUCGGAAGAGGGCGCUAAAGCCAUUGCAGAAGCACUGAAAAUAAAUUCAACAUUAACAAGUCUCGAUAUUGCAAACAGCAGUAUAUCGAAAGAGCGCGCUAAAGCCAUUGCAAAAGCACUGAAAAUAAACUCAGCAUUAACAAGUCUGCAUGGAACAGGCUGCGAAAUAUCGGAAGAAGGUUGCAAAGCAUUUGCAGAAGCAUUAAAAGUGAAUUCAACAUUAACAGGUCUCAAUAUUGCAAACAGCAGUAUAUCGGAAAAGGGCGCUAAAGCCAUUGCAGAAGCACUGAAACUAAAUUCCGCAUUAACCAGUCUGGAUAUGAGUUAUAGCAGUAUAUCGCCAGAGGACGCCAAAGCCCUUGCAGAAGGAUUAAAAAUGAAUUUAACGUUAACAAGUCUCGCUAUUGGAAUCCCCAUUAUAACGAAAGAACUAGUUCAAGCAGUUGAAGAAGCAUUGAAAAUAAACACAACAUUAAGAAGUCUUUUUAUUGAUACGUACAGCUCUACGCUAUCUGAUGAGUGCGCAGCACUUAAAGAAAUGUUGAGGAUGAACGCAAGGUUAACUACUACUAGCAUCAAGUACAUGAUAUACGAAGAUUGA
Molecule: messenger RNA, 1608 nt
Organism: Didymodactylos carnosus
Lineage: Eukaryota; Metazoa; Rotifera; Eurotatoria; Philodinida; Philodinidae
Source: the annotation of a GenBank genome assembly